AUGGUUUUCCAUAAUAUCAGGUAAUGGAACCACGAAUUGUGCUAUAGUCUACCGAAGAAUGGAAACGCUCGUACAUGCAGGAGUUCCGGCUUUUUUACUUGCAGCACCUUUCCGAGCUUACAUUCUAACACAUUCUAAAAUGGAAAAUGGAAACUUAAGGGCUCAUUACACUAAGGCAUUCAUUCGUGCAGGAGAAGUUCUUCGACUGGUAGCAAUCUUUCAAAAUGCACGACGUUGCACAAUAUCUUUUAAUAUUGUAGGUAAUUUAUCUGACCGUGAUCAAUAUGCACAAUGCCUUGAUUCUCACGGACGUGAAAUUUUCGCACCAUUUUCUGCUCGUGGCGAAUUUUAUGCUGUUUGCCAAAAUGACGAUUCUUCAAGUAACAUCAAUACAAAUAGUGAUACACUACUUUAUAAGGUGCAACACUUGGCGAAGCGGCAAUUACCACUUCGAGUGCGACUGAUAGCGGGACCCCUGCCGAUUCCGUUACCUCGUGAAUAUGGUGGUUUAAUGCAACUUGAAUCAUCCACACGAGGUCCAAUCGUGUUGGGAUGUUUGAUACCCGAAAUACCAAUCUACGAUCCAGAGAUGCUUGAACUAUUGGUAACCGGAAAGAGCGCACCUAGAGUUCGAAGAGCAAGGAGCCAGACUUUUAACGUCUCAUAA
Molecule: messenger RNA, 667 nt
Organism: Ceratosolen solmsi marchali
Lineage: Eukaryota; Metazoa; Arthropoda; Insecta; Hymenoptera; Agaonidae
Exons: 3
Coding region: 59-667 (202 amino acids)
Source: RefSeq, a predicted model, not a curated record